GAUGGCGCCGGACUGUGGCCGGAAUGCCGCAGCUCACCGUUGAGGGAUUUAUUUAAUCUUCUGCUCCGGCGGCGGCGUUAACUUCGCAGGACGGAGAGGAAAAUAUCGUUGUGUUAAAGAUGUUACAUCCGGCGGGUGUCAGCAGGUAACGUUGUGUGUGAAGUAGCCCUGGCUAAAAUGGUAGCUCUUUCCUCCAAGAACAACAAAACCUGCUGCUGCUGCUGCUGCUGCUGCUGCGGAGCUCGGCCGACAGGGCAGGAGGAGGAGCCGUUGCGAGAUUUUACGCCCGGGGCCGAGGCUCGUCGGGCGGACUGAGAGGUCAUGGCAGCGACGGAGGAGAACGGAGGGUCGUUCGCCGUCGACUUUAACGAGAACGAAGAAGAAGGAGGAGGAGGGAAAGCGGGUAACAAGGAUUACGUGGGUCAGGGAGCUGGGAAGGGUCACGUCUAUGUGGCCGGUAACGGGAGGAAUGUAAACACAGACGCCCCGGGACUCGAGAAGGAGAUAAUGCUGGAUCUGGUCACCGCGGCGGAGGAGUGCCUCCCCGGCCGGAUGACUGACAGCUGUGUGAUUCCGGAGGUUUGCGGCGACCUGAACGGAUUUACUGAGUCACUCGGUCAGGAGGAGCCGACAAUGGAAGGAGGAGGAGGAGGAGGAGGAGGAGGGGAGGUCGGCCUCACGGGGACCACAGCCGCUUCCUGUCCAGCUGUGCUUGCGGGUCUGUUUUCCGCGGAGACAGGCCGAGAGAUGCGGGAGCACCCGGCGGGGGAGAGCGAGGGGGAAACCCCGGAUUCUGGCGGCGCAGUCCCCGGCACUUCUCUCCCCUUGGACCGGCUUCUGUGCACCGGGAAGCACCAGUGGAGCUGCACUUGCAACGCAGCGGCCUGCCUCCCGUGUCCGGAUGUAAACAUGCCCAACGGGGAUCUCGGCGGUCCCGGUCCCGGAGCGGACAUCGCUCGCUGUAAACACACCGGGGUGUUUUCCAGUCCGGACCAGAGACUCUGUUUAUGCGACGACGUGGACUGUGAGGAAGUGAAAAUAGCCAACGGUGGUUUACAUCUCGUGAAAACCGCCACAGCAACAUGUGACCGGCCCGACUCUGAAAACAAUACCGACGUUCAUUUCGACCUGGGGGCAAGGCAGGAAAAGGGGGUCCGGUCCGGAUUUUGCGACCACAGCGGGACGUUGGGCUCUCUGUGCCCGGGGGAGGAUGCGCCUGCUGCGGCAGAGCUCCCUCACUUCCUGUCCAAGGACUCCCCCGCCCUGGGAUCAAGUGCCAAACUCCCCUCCAACCUGAACAGCGAGAGGCCCCUCUCUGAGCCCCCCAUCAGGACGGAGGAGGAAGAGGAGGACUUCAGUGACCUCAGUUUACCCGUCAGGCCGCAGAGUUUGAGGACUAACCUCAACCUCGCCGUGUCCCUCAGCUGUGAUGCCACCCCGUUGUCCCCCGACGACGAAGGGGGCUUUUAUUUCGGGGAGGAGGGCUACGGGGAGGACUUCCGGAACGUUUUGGAAGCGGGUCGCAGGCAGAGCGCCCCGGACAAGCUGCCAGACCUGGCGGAACAAACGGGGGGCUCGGACCACAAGCUGCUGCCAAAGAGGUUCGGCAUCGCUGAUUUCUUCACCAGGAGCCUGUUUUCUAGGAAAUCCAAAGAACCCAAGGCGCUGGCCCAUAAUGCAACGGGGUGGCGACUGUUCGGCAAGACAGGAGCCAGAGAGGGCGAUGCAGCUAAAGACCCCGCCUCCACGUCGUCCACAGAGGAGUGUCCACAGGAGGAGCAGGAGCAGGUCUCAGAUGGGUCCCCGGGUCCUCAGCGUCCCCCGGCUGCAGGGAGGAGGAAGAACCUGGAGUUUGAGCCUCUUUCCACCACAGCUCUCAUCCUGGAGGACCGGCCAGCAAACCUACCUGCCAAAUCUAUGGAGGAAACUCAGAGACACAAAAUGGAGUACGAGGAGAUGGUGGCAGGAGCCAAGAGGAGAGAGAUGAAGGAAGCCCAGAGGAAGAAGCGUCAGAUGAAGGAGCGACACAGGCAGGAGGACAGCAUCUCCAACGCCAUGGUCGUCUGGAACAACGAGAUCCUGCCGCACUGGGACACCAUGAAGGGAACGAGGAGGGUCAGGGAGCUCUGGUGGCAGGGACUUCCUCCCAGCGUCAGAGGGCGAGUGUGGAGCCUCGCCAUCGGCAACGAGCUCAACAUCACACCAGAGCUGUAUGAGAUCUUUCUGUCCAGAGCCAAAGAGAAGUGGAGGAGUUACAGUGAGACCAGUUCAGUCAACGACAGCGAGAGUGAAGGAGCAUCGCUGGCUGACAGAGAGUCCAGUCUGGACCUCAUCAAACUGGAUAUUUCCAGAACCUUCCCCUCUCUCUUCAUCUUCCAGAAGGGCGGUCCCUACCACGACCUCCUCCACAGUGUCCUGGGGGCGUACACCUGUUACAGACCCGACAUUGGCUACGUCCAGGGCAUGUCCUUCAUCGCUGCCGUGCUGAUCCUCAACCUGGAGGAGGCCGAAGCCUUCAUCACCUUCGCCAACCUGCUCAACAAACCGUGUCAGAUGGCCUUCUUCAGAGUCGACCACGAACUGAUGUUGAAGUAUUUUGCAGCCUUUGAGGUUUUCUUUGAGGAGAAUCUGCCUCGUCUCUUCUGCCACUUCCAAACCAACAACCUGACCCCUGACCUCUAUCUGAUCGACUGGAUCUUCACCCUGUACAGUAAGUCCCUCCCACUGGACGUGGCGUGCCGGGUGUGGGACGUCUUCUGUCGGGACGGGGAGGAGAGUUUGUUUCGGACGGGGCUGGGUAUCCUGCGUCUGUUCGAGGACGUGCUGCUCCAGAUGGACUUCAUCCACAUCGCUCAGUUCCUCACCCGCCUGCCGGAGGACCUGCAGUCACACACGCUCUUCACCGCCAUGGCCAACACGCACAUGGUCAGCAGAAACCGCCGCUGGGCUCAGGUGUUUUCUGCAUUGAUGAAGGAUGGAAAUAAAGAGAUGGACAAAAACACCAGCCCGGCUUUGAGAAGCUAACACUAGCUAGCCUUGACGCCACCUUUCUUCAAACUAAUGUCAGACGCUAGCUGUGAAAGUUGAAGCUCGAGCCAGCCAGCCAGCCACGAACUUCAGAGGUAAAUGCCAGCUCGCCAUGUCAGCACUUAACAUCAGAGGCUGGCUGUGAAGCUUGAAGCUACGGAGCUUGAAGUGAACUGUUGCAUCCAGUCGGGAGAAGGAAGAGGCGGCUGCGGCGUUCCUGAAACCUGGAACCAGAGCGGGAAACCAAAGCGGUUGGUUAAUUCCGAACUUCAACUUCAGCAAUUGUCAGUAUUUCACCAGAUAAAUUAUACGUUGGAGAAGAUUGUUUCAGCAGCCGUGUCACCAGUUUACUAAAGUUGUAAAAUCUGACUUUCAGAUUAUAUUAUGUGCUAUUUCCCUGCCGGCUGGGAGGCUAGCGGUGACUCCGCCUCCACGUCGGGACACAAACACCACAAACUGCAAGCAUUACGCCCUGUGUAAUUCUCUUAAGACUCAAAUUCAAAUUUUCGGUGCUAAUCAUUUUCUAAAAGGGUUCAAAAGUGACUGUGGUUUAAUUAUUAAUGAAGGUCCAUGUGGUUUCGACUUCACACUAUUAUUCACGUGCUGCAUUUCUUUAGCUUGAACCUCUGGAUCUAACAGAGAUGGGUUUUCUGCAGUAGCAUGGCUGAGCUAAUUAGCCACCAGCUUUUUAAAAUGUUCAAAUGUAGGCAAAACAAAAAC
Messenger RNA from Micropterus dolomieu (smallmouth bass), 3747 nucleotides. Its product is annotated as TBC1 domain family member 12-like. NCBI's taxonomy places the organism in Eukaryota, Metazoa, Chordata, Actinopteri, Centrarchiformes, Centrarchidae. The record is from RefSeq and is a predicted model, not a curated record. Bases 322 to 3024 code for a protein of 900 amino acids. The transcript has 13 exons.